AUCGAAUGUGGCGCUCGCGUGUAUCGGCGGCCGUCGCGCCUGUCCGCCCCAUCGUCCAACGCAGCCAUGCAACGUCCUUCUCGUUGUGCAUGGAGAAGCAACUCCGGUGCAUGAGUAAAGAACUGCACCCUCGACGCGUUGCGAAGCCGCUCCCGGAAGCAUGGGCCAAGUUGGCGACCAAGGAAAUCAAAGGCAAGGACCCAGAAAAGGCGCUGCUGUGGAAGACGCCCGAAGGCAUCAACAUCAAGCCCCUCUACACGAAGGAUGACUUGGAGGACUUGGACCCCGCUCAACUGCCGGGUGUGUUUCCAUACACCCGCGGCCCGUACGCGUCCAUGUACACGGCCAAGCCGUGGACUGUGCGUCAGUACGCCGGUUUCAGUACCGCCGAGGAAUCGAACGCCUUUUACCGCAAGAACUUGGCUGCGGGGCAACAAGGGUUGAGUGUCGCCUUCGAUUUGGCGACCCAUCGCGGGUACGAUUCCGACCAUCCCCGCGUCCAGGGCGACGUGGGGAUGGCGGGCGUGCCCAUCGAUUCGGUGGAAGACAUGAAGGUCUUGUUUGACGGCAUCCCACUUGACAAAAUGUCCGUGUCCAUGACUAUGAACGGCGCCGUGCUGCCCAUCCUGGCCAUGUACAUUGUCGCGGCGGAAGAGCAAGGUGUGGAUCAAAAGUUGCUCGCCGGCACGAUCCAAAACGACAUUCUGAAGGAAUUCAUGGUCCGCAACACGUUUAUCUUCCCGCCGCAGCCGUCCAUGCGUAUCAUCCAGGAUAUCUUUGGGUACACGUCGGAGUACAUGCCCAAGUACAAUUCGAUCUCGAUUUCGGGGUACCACAUGCAAGAAGCCGGCGCGGACGCGCGCUUGGAACUUGCGUUUACGAUUGCCGACGGCAUCGAGUACGUGAAUGCUGCCGUGGCCGCGGGCCUGGACGUCGACCUUGUCGCCCCACGCUUGUCGUUCUUCUUUGCGAUCGGCAUGAACUUUUACAUGGAGGUGGCGAAAUUGCGUGCGGCGCGCAAGUUGUGGGCGCUGUUGAUCCAGGAAAAGUUUGCCCCCAAGAACCCCAAGAGUUUGCUCCUGCGUACGCAUUGCCAGACGUCGGGAUAUUCGCUGACGGAGCAAGACCCGUACAACAACAUCAUCCGCACGACAGUCGAGGCCAUGGCCAGUGUCAUGGGCGGCACGCAAAGUCUGCACACGAACGCGCUCGACGAGGCGCUGGGGCUCCCGACAGAGUUUUCGGCCCGCAUGGCGCGCAAUACGCAGCUGAUUUUGCAAGAAGAAACGGGCAUCCCCAAGGUGGCGGAUCCGUGGGGCGGGUCGUACUUGAUGGAAAAUUUGACGCAGGAACUGGUCGAUUCGGCCAUGGAAAUCAUCCGCGAGGUGGAAGACUUGGGGGGGAUGGCCAAAGCGAUUGAAUCGGGCAUGGCCAAGUUGCGCAUCGAGGAGAGCGCGACCAAGAAGCAGGCGCGUAUCGACAGUCGCGAGGAAGUGAUCGUGGGCGUCAACAAGUACCGCCUCCAAAAUGAAGACCGCGUGGACGUGCUUUCGAUCGACAACACCAAAGUCCGCGAGCAGCAGAUCAACCGUAUCAACGAGACCAAGAAGAACCGUGACGAAGCUGUGGCCCAAGAGUGUUUGAACCGACUGAUCCACUCUGCGAAACUGACAGAGUCGACGGGCCCCGGCACGAACGAGUUCAACUUGCUCAAGCUGGCGGUGGCCGCUGCCCGGGCCCGCUGCACCGUGGGCGAAAUUUCCGACGCGCUCGAGACGAUCUGGGGCCGCCACGUGCCCAAGAGUUCGGUCGUGACGGGGGCCUACCGCGAUACGUUUUUGGGUACAGAGGCGGAAGGCGAGUACAACGACGUGCUGGCGGAAGUGGAGCUGUUUGCCGAGCGCCAGGGGCGUCGGCCGCGGCUGCUUGUGGCCAAGAUGGGUCAAGACGGCCACGACCGAGGGGCCAAGGUGAUCGCGUCGGGGUUUUCCGACUUGGGCUUUGACGUGGACGUUGGCCCGCUCUUCUCGACGCCAGAAGAAGUGGCGCGCCAGGCCGUGGAUUCGGACGUGCAUUGCGUGGGCGUCAGUUCCCAGGCGGCAGGACACAAUACGUUGGUGCCGGCGUUGAUGCAAGCGUUGAAAGAUCAAGGCGCCGAGCACAUUUUGGUCAUUUGUGGCGGCGUGAUCCCUCCCAAGGACUACGACUUUUUGUACGAGCAAGGCGUGGGGGCGAUCUUUGGCCCUGGCACGCGGUUGCCCACGGCAGCCCACGACACGAUCCAAGCCAUCUACAAAAAGAUCAAGCAGAACGAACAGUCCAACAAUGCGUAGGCUAGCUACUGUAGUACUUCCUCCGUUUCAUAAAACUGGAGACCUUUUUAUCCGGAAGAAUUUUAUCUUGAUUUAUGUAGGCCAAACAUAUCAC
Aphanomyces astaci is the source of this 2427-nucleotide messenger RNA. RefSeq lists its product as hypothetical. The transcript is spliced from 14 exons. NCBI's taxonomy places the organism in Eukaryota, Oomycota, Saprolegniomycetes, Saprolegniales, Verrucalvaceae. The record is from RefSeq and is a predicted model, not a curated record. Gene Ontology annotation, cellular component: mitochondrion. Bases 6 to 2333 code for a protein of 775 amino acids. Gene Ontology annotation, molecular function: metal ion binding; cobalamin binding; methylmalonyl-CoA mutase activity.